Messenger RNA from Cavenderia fasciculata, 1449 nucleotides. RefSeq lists its product as uncharacterized. Bases 1 to 1449 code for a protein of 482 amino acids. NCBI's taxonomy places the organism in Eukaryota, Evosea, Eumycetozoa, Acytosteliales, Cavenderiaceae. The transcript has 2 exons. The record is from RefSeq and is a predicted model, not a curated record.
AUGAAAGAACCAACAUUAUCAAAAUCAAUAAUAAUAUUACCAUGGAUCAUUCAACAACAGAUUAUUGAAUAUUUUUGGACGACAAAAUGGAUGGAUAGACAUGUAAAUUCUGCCAAAUCAAGAGUACAAUUGGCAUUGGUGUGUUGGCGGUGGUUUGAUAGAUGCAGUCAUUUGACCAACCACUUUUUCAUUCCAUCACUCUACAUCAACUAUGAUAGAGAGUUUCGUAGACAUUUGGAAAGUAGAUAUUGUCUAUUAAAGUGUAUUGCUCAUUUGGAUUAUAACGAAUCUUUGAAUAGUUAUUUUUCAUCCUCUUUGGAUGGAGCAUCGACUGUGCAACAGCAGUCAUCUACCAAACCACCUGUAUCUGAUUGGACAAACAAACAGAUAUACUCGACACUGCGAUCUAUAUCAAUUGGAGGAGUAGUUGAUAUUAGUCCUGCAUCUAACCAAUCAAUUACGAUGGCAUUGUUAAAGGAUAUUUACGAGAAGAAGAAAUUGGAUUCUUCAUUGUCGACCAUCACCGAGUUGUCACUCAACAAGGAUGUCAAUGCAUCACACUAUCAAAGAAUAUUCCGUGCACUCCCACGUCACGUCGAGUCACUCUUUUUGGCAACCUACAAUGGUCGUAGUGACACAUCCUCCGAUUCUAUCCCAUUCCAAUAUCUCGCCGAAAGCAACCUAAAGUCAAUUCGUGUCAAUUUAAAGACAGUGGCCGAACACACCUUGUUUGUCGACUGUAUCCCCACCAUCCCAUCACUCACCGAUCUUAGCUCAACCGCCUUACUUGCAAGACCAGAAGUAUUCAACCUACUCAAAACACAAACCAAUAUAACCAAAUGGAAUAUUGUUUUCGAUCGUCCAUUUACUGCACCCGGUCCAACCGUCCCCCUACACUCCAAUAUUGACACAUUACUAGUCCAUAUAGAUUCAAAGAUGGCAACAGUCAUGGAUAGAAUCUUGAUGAAAUUAAAUAAUACAACAUUGGAUCAUAUGUUGGUUUUAGAGAGACUAUUAUUGGACAACUCUGCAAAACUUUCUCCAACUCUUAAAAACCUACAUAUUCGUUUGGGCAAUGAAUUCAAUGUCACCAAUGAAUUAAUUCAAUUAUUGACCCAAUUUAUUCAAUCCAAUCAAUCCAUCUACUCUGUAUCGCUCAUCUCGACUCCACCCGAGGAGAAUGAAGUCGCAUCCAAAGCUCUUUUCGAUCAACCUACCUUUUCCAACCUUUUAAAUGUAGUUUCAGCCCACCCCUCUAUGCACUAUUGCUCCAUCAAGCAAUUCCAAUUCCUUCCAGACUCCAACUCCGAUGAAUUUGUCCAUGCCAACAAUAUCAACAAUCAAUUCUCUGACCAAGGAGAAUCAAAGAUUGCCGAUAAAUUCAAUAUGACAUUUAACAAUGGAUUAAAUAAUCCUAAAUUAGUUAUUAGAAAGAGUUAUACUUUUUAA